This is a messenger RNA of Phycodurus eques (leafy seadragon), 2948 nucleotides long. RefSeq names its product sp3a transcription factor (gene sp3a). NCBI's taxonomy places the organism in Eukaryota, Metazoa, Chordata, Actinopteri, Syngnathiformes, Syngnathidae. The record is from RefSeq and is a predicted model, not a curated record. Gene Ontology annotation, biological process: regulation of transcription by RNA polymerase II. The transcript is spliced from 7 exons. Gene Ontology annotation, molecular function: DNA-binding transcription factor activity, RNA polymerase II-specific; RNA polymerase II cis-regulatory region sequence-specific DNA binding. The coding region runs from base 154 to 2283 and encodes 709 amino acids.
CACCCUUUGUGUUGCUCACCGCCAGUCAAUCAAAAUAGAACCAAAUCUUGACAGUUAUCACCUGUUUCUACGCGGCUGCCGUCAAUACCAACUGCCGGCCAUGUCGGUUUGGUUGUAACUGUCAAGAUUUUCCGUUUAACGGCAAGUCACGCCAUGACUGCGCCAGAACAGCCGCUAAAAGCAGAUGAAAUGGCCGCUUCUUUGGACGUGAACAGCAGCCAGAGCAACUUUUUGCAACACGAAGACGGCACGGGCAAUCGGGAUAUUGAGUCCUCGUCCCUUGACCUGCUUGCAACCACCUGCACUAAGGUUGGCUCACCGGCAUCAGAGGUGGACAGAGGUGAUGCCGCCGGUGUGACUACAGAUGAAACAUCUGCUCAUCUUACUGUGUCUGAUAAAUGGGAGCUAUUGGCCCCCACCACAGCUGCAAAGGAUGACCCCGGGAUGAUACAGAUCCAAGGCCAAGGAAUAUUAACACCAAAUGGACAGUUCGUACUUCCUCUCCAGAGUUUGCAGAGUCAGCCGAUUUUUGUGUCAUCAGGAAGCGACACUGCCUCUGUCAAUUCAGUGCCUAACAUUCAGUACCAAGUAAUUCCUCAGAUUCAGACUGCAGAUGGACAGCUGAGCUUCACCACCACUGGCAUGGAAGGAGCAACUCUGAGUCAGGAUGCGGCGGGACAGAUUCAGAUCUUGCCUGAUGGUAGCCAGGGUCUCUGUGUGACAUCCACUGCAAACAUCCUUACGAACAACCAGAGCCUCAUAUCACAGACUGGGAAUAUCCAGCAGAUCCAGGGGAUUUCUAUUGGCAGCUCCGCAUUCAACAACCAGGGUCAGGUUGUUACAAAUGUGCCUGUGGGUUUGCCAGGGAACAUUACUUUUGUUCCUAUUAACAGCAUAGACCUGGACGCACUAGGCCUAUCUGGAGCCCAGACUAUAGCAACAGGCGUCACCGCUGAUGGCCAGCUAAUCAUGGCGAACCAACCGGGGAGUGGCUCCGGACGUCAAGAGAAGACCGAUGAUCCUCUCUCACAAACACUACCAGUAAAUGACGCCAACGCUGAGCUUUUUGUGCCAACGUCUUCCUCCCAGCUACACAUCCCGACCAGUGAAGCGAGUCUCCUGACCCAAGCCGCCUCGCUAUCAAGCGUGGCUACACAACAGUCUGACUCGACCACUGCCCUCCAGCAGGGCUUCAUCCAACAGACUCAAGAGCAGAACAUCCAGACGACAUCUGCUCAGCCCAUCGUCCAGCUGCAGCAGGUGCCGCUGCAGACCACCAAUGGGCAGGUGAUCCAGUCAGUAGCUACAGGCAGCCAGGGUGUGCAAAACCUGCAGCUGAUCAACCCUGGGACCUUCAUCAUCCAAGCCCAGACGGUGACCCCGUCAGGCCAGAUACAGUGGCAGACCUUCCAGGUGCAAGGUGUGCAGAACCUACAAAACCUUCAGCUUCCCAACACUGUCCCUCAGCAGAUUACCCUGGCUCCAGUCCAGACGCUCUCACUGGGUUCCAGUCCAGUCAGUGUCAACUCUGGGCAGAUCCCCAACCUGCAAACAGUGACAGUCAACUCAGUGGCACAACAGGAAGGAAAUGCCGACCUGCCUGGAGAAAUCCGGAUAAAGCAGGAGCCGGACUCGGGAGACUGGCAGCUAAGCUCUGAUUCUACCCUAAACACCAGCGAUCUGUCCCACCUUCAGGUCAGGCUGGUGGAGGACGACGAGUAUAUAGGCCUGGGAGGCAAGAGGCUGCGUAGGGUGGCGUGCACUUGCCCCAACUGUAAAGAGUCUGGUGGGAGGGGCGCUGGCGUGGGGAAGAAAAAGCAACACAUCUGCCACAUCAUAGGUUGUGGAAAAGUGUACGGAAAGACGUCACACCUGCGAGCACACCUGCGGUGGCAUUCCGGGGAGCGACCUUUUGUCUGCACCUGGAUGUACUGCGGGAAGAGGUUCACGCGCAGUGAUGAACUGCAGAGACAUAGGAGAACACACACAGGCGAGAAGAAGUUUGUGUGCCCUGAAUGUUCCAAGCGCUUCAUGAGGAGUGACCACCUGGCCAAGCACAUCAAAACUCACCAGAACAAAAAAGGUGUGAAUUCUGGCAGCGCCAUGGUGACGUCCGUGGAGUCUGCAGGGUCCUCGGACAGUCUCAUCACCACGCCAGGCGGGACCACCCUCAUCCUCACCAACAUCCAGCAGGGCUCCAACAAUGCCCAGGACAUCCUGGCCAAUGCAGAGAUCCCCCUGCAGCUCGUCACCACCUUAGCAGCCAGCGAAAUCAUUGAGUGAUUGACGUGCCCCCCACAAACUCACGUGAUACGGUUCUCGUAUACUCCUAUCUGCGUUUUUAUUCCAUUUUUGAAGAAGAAAAAAAUUAUUAUAUAUAUUUUACCAUUGAAAGAGAAAUUCUUGUCCACUCUGCUAUGAAGUGGAGGUAAGGAUAAAAAAAGACAUUGCAGUAAUUACACAAGGAAAUGCCUUAUUUUGUACAAUAUAGUGUAGUUGUAGGUAUAGGGUGUCCUCAAUCAAUUUUGUUAAUGUUUUUCAGCCUUUUCUUAUCUUAACCUUAUGCCCUUGUUCCCCUUUCUCAAAACAAAGUUUCGCCUCCAAGUAAAUUCUAUCCUGUUUAAUUACUGUAUUUGAUGCAAAUGUAUUUAUGCUUUUAUUAUUUUAUUUUUUUCUCAUUUUCUUUGUGGUGCAUUUUGCCACAGUCAGCGUGCUUCCAGUUUAGCAAAUCUCGCACUGCAAUUUUUGGGUGGAAACAAUAAAAUUUUUUCCAAUUUCACUUCAACAGGACCAACACGUCAUCAGAUCAUUUGGUAUUUUUCACUAAACAUAUUUAUGUUGGAAACAUAAUAUUGUGUUUCCAGCUAAAGGCAACUCUUUUAAAUGGGUAAUUGUGAGAAAUUGCAUUUUUGUAAAGACUUUGUUGAGGCUGUUUUUUUUUUCUCUUU